Somion occarium is the source of this 1657-nucleotide messenger RNA. Lineage: Eukaryota; Fungi; Basidiomycota; Agaricomycetes; Polyporales; Cerrenaceae. The record is from the annotation of a GenBank genome assembly.
AGUCGUCCAGCUACUGUGCGCAAAAACAUUCACAUCGCAGGCAUGCCGAGCGACCUUGAUAGAUCGAACAGCUAAUACGAUGCGAGCCUAUUUCUGAGGAGCAAGUGAAGACCCUAUGUCUGAAAGCACGGGAAAUCCUAAUUGAAGAAGCAAACGUUCAAGUCGUGGACUCGCCUGUUACAAUAUGCGGCGAUAUACAUGGGCAGUUUUGGGAUAUGAUGGAACUAUUCAAGGUUGGAGGGUCAUGUCCUGAUACAAAUUACCUAUUUAUGGGUGACUUCGUCGAUCGUGGUUUCUACAGUGUCGAAACAUUCCUCUUACUCCUUGCUCUCAAAGUACGUUACCCGGAACGUAUGACGCUUAUACGAGGGAACCAUGAAUCUAGGCAAAUUACACAAGUUUACGGAUUCUACGAUGAAUGUCAACGGAAGUACGGGAGCAGCAACGUGUGGCGAUGGUGUUGUGAAGUUUUCGACUACUUGGCGCUUGGUGCGAUAGUUGAUGGGAGAGUCUUCUGUGUACAUGGGGGUCUCAGCCCAAAUCUUCAAGGGAUUGAUCAGAUUCGCGGAAUCGACAGGAAGCAAGAAGUACCCCACGACGGUCCUAUGUGUGAUCUACUGUGGUCAGAUCCGGAUGACAUCACGGGCUGGGGUCUUUCACCAAGGGGCGCUGGAUUCCUCUUCGGAGCCGAUAUCACCAAAGCCUUUGCUCACCACAAUGCACUCGACCUGAUCGCCAGAGCGCACCAGCUCGCCAUGGAGGGGUACAAGCUCAUGUUUGAGAACUUGAUCGUGACUGUCUGGAGCGCACCCAAUUACUGCUACCGGUGGGUUCCCAUUUCAUGUAUACCUUGCAGCCGAACCGAGGACUCAUCAUCGACCAGUUGCGGAAAUGUCGCUUCAAUACUCGAAUUGGAUGAACAUCUUGGUCAAGAAUACAAAGUAUUUUCACAUGCACCUCCCGUAAGUUCGCCAUUUGUCUCAUAUUGGCUAAAAUUGAGUGUCUCGCCCAGGAUGUACGCUCAAUACCCGCAAAACGUCCACCGGCGGACUAUUUCCUAUGACAGCCCGUGGUCUUGCCGCUAUAUCCACCUCUGCUUCUUUUUUGUCCCCAUCGACUAUUGUUCUCGGAUACCAUCCACUGUAGCAAGUGCUCAUCAUAGACUUUGUAUCACGAAAGUAAUGUACUAUUAUUGAUAUCCUAUAUAGUAGCUCUUUGACCGCGCAAGGUUUUUGAUUCAGCCGUUCACGUACCUCCUGGCUCAUUGAUGAAAGCCCCAGGUUGGUCGUGUUCCUUGCGGUGACGUCUACUCUACGCCUUGCUAUGGUGUACGUAUGAUAUGAAAAACGUCCGAUAUCCACGACCUGCCUCCAGGUGUUUGUUUCAACUCCUGCACCAGAUGGAGGUGGAGUACACAGCAGGUGCGGCUUGUUCUCGUGAGAGAUACGCAUUCCCAGAUGUACUAUAGCCGACCUUGGAAGAGAGUUUUCGACAGGUGCUAGUCUUGACGUAUGUUUCGACGGGCAAUACCCUCUUUUCCCCGCCCUCUAGCUUCCUGCUAGAGCCCAUCUAUACAUGAUUUUUCGAGACUAACCUGUGAAAAUUCCAUACUUACAACCCAGGUUUCAACAAUUGGAGUAUGUGUCAUUUCUAGUCU